Molecule: messenger RNA, 2174 nt
Organism: Aphanomyces invadans
Lineage: Eukaryota; Oomycota; Saprolegniomycetes; Saprolegniales; Verrucalvaceae
Exons: 1
Coding region: 168-947 (259 amino acids)
Source: RefSeq, a predicted model, not a curated record
GAACGACUCACACUUGGUUAACUUAAUCGUUGGCGCAUCCAUGGGGUGAUGAAUGCGAGCACCCGCCAUGGCCGUGCGAGUGGCCAUGGCUACCAUGCGAGUUGCUGCGAUGCCAGUGGCCAUCAUGGGAGGAAUCGAGAGCGUCGGUGUUGGGUUCGUUCACAUGCAUGACUUGCACGGUCAGGUGGGCAACAUGGACAACUUCAAGGAUGGUUCGUCGCACGUGCAUGACGGCGCCAUCGACGUGCUUGUCGAUGACGACAUGGACCGUCGCAAUGAGCUGGCCGGCUUGGGACCAUGCAUGGACGUUGGCGACGUGGUGGACAAACGGGAGUUGCUGCACUCGUUGCUUAGCAACGUUCAAGGAUGACGCGGUCGAAGCCGAGAUGCCUUGGACCAACUGGGUCAUGGUGUCUUUGAGAAGCGGGAAAGUGGACCCAAAAAUAAGCACCGAAAUGAACGCCGAGCAGAGCGGGUCCAUGAUGUACCAGCCAUACCAAUCGAUGCAGAUCGACGACAGAAUCACGCCGACCGACCCCAUCGUGUCUGCCAGCACGUGCAGGUACACGCCGACCAUGUUGGAGUUGGCGCUCGGACAUCCUUCGCCGCCGUGCGAGUGGCCAUGCGCGAGAUCGUGGAACCAUAUGAGGCCCACCACAUUCAUGACGAGCCCACCGACCGACGUCACGAGCAAGUUGUCCGUCAUGAUCGUGGGAGGCUCGACGACGCGCUCGAUUGCUUCCAUCAUGAAGUGCACCGCCAUAAACACGAGCAAGAGCGAGUUGACAAAGCCGCUGAGCACCUCGACGCGAUCGUACCCGAACGUGUAUCGGUCAUUGCAUGGCCACUUGGACACCAUGGAAGCACCGAGGCCAAUGACUAGCGCACCAUUGUCAAACAGCAUGUGGCCGGCAUCGCUGAGGAGCCCGAGCGAGUUGGUGACGUAGCCCACAACAAACUCGACAAACAUGUACAGGAUGUUGCCUGUGAGGAAGAGCAGGAUCUUUUGCGUGGCAGGGUCGCACGAGCGCCAGGUGGUCAGGAUCGACCGACUCGAGAUGCGGCGGGGCAUAGCAAACGAAGCCGACUUCUCCAACGUCGAUAGAUACAUAAACCAGCCCCACGCGAUCGAGGCCAGUGCCCCAAACGAGAGUACCACGUGGACCAGAACGUGCCAUGACAGCGUAUGCGGCGAAGACAGAGCGGUUGCAACAGCCAGGGGAAAUUGUAGCCCCAGACGAAUGGACACGUUCAGGUGGGCCUGGCGAGAAUCCGUCGAGUCAUCGAGGAACACCGUCGCUGGCAGCACGAUGGCUCCAACGCCCGCAACCACCAACCCGGCAAGCACAGCCAACGACGACACGUGGGUCUCCACUUGUGGGAUGUGCACACUCGGCGAUGUUAGGGUGGAGCCGAGCACGUAGUACGUUGCAACGGACGUGGCUAUGGCUGUGCUGUACACGACGGCAAUGGUUGAGGGAGAGUGAGUCUGGCGAUUGAAGGAGCUGGAAAUGUAUUUGAGCCCGACAGACGCGGCGAAGAGGGACAAGUGGAAAAGCAGCGACGGACCGGUUGUAGAGUUGGACAUCAUGGAGGGAAACACGAGCGCCAACGCAUACCCGGUGGCAAUUGCGACGACGGCAUUGGCAGGAGUGUUUUGGUGACAAAAUGCUUUGGACAGCGGCUCGGUGAGGCAGUGGGUGGCAGAUUCCACGAGGGCGGUGAAUUGCAGGCCGCAAAAAUGCAGCAUGCUCAUGCGGAGGACAAACAGCGUGGCAAGGAGACCGCCUUGAAGUACCGAUCGAAGGACUGAAGGUGUUGCUGAGGUCAUGGAUUUGUGUGGAUGGGUUGGGAGGAAGGGCGAAGUAGGCGAAGAUGACGACGAGGAAAAUGCAGCAAUGACGCCAACGGCUGCAAACGUCCAUGGUAGGCACGCCACGGCAGUCGCCAAGUUGUUCGAGGAGAACGUAAUGUUGUGCAAUAGGGACAGCCACGCCAGCUGCGUCAACGCGGAUCCCGCAGCUAGCAGGGUACUUUCUUGGCGUUCUUCCUCGUGGAAGAGCACGUCGCGGUGGUCAUGCAUGUGAUCGAAGGCUGGCUGUGCGGAAAUGCCUGCUGCGAUGGUUCGUGGCACUUGACCUGAUGGGUUGGCUUGUACUGCGAGAGGCGGCAAA